This is a messenger RNA of Micropterus dolomieu (smallmouth bass), 1675 nucleotides long. Its product is annotated as laminin subunit alpha-2-like. Gene Ontology annotation, molecular function: signaling receptor binding. Gene Ontology annotation, biological process: cell adhesion; regulation of embryonic development; regulation of cell migration. NCBI's taxonomy places the organism in Eukaryota, Metazoa, Chordata, Actinopteri, Centrarchiformes, Centrarchidae. The transcript is spliced from 13 exons. The annotation marks the transcript as partial. The record is from RefSeq and is a predicted model, not a curated record.
CAUCCUCACAGCAGUCUUUCUGUGCGUCUGUGUGUCCAGACCUCCAGCUGAAGGCUGACGAGUUGAACCAGACUCUCUCGCGGAGAGAUGGAACUCCAGACAAAAGCCUGAAGGAGAUGAAGGAGGAGAUCCAGGCUAUGCUAGCCGAGAUGAGAAAACGACAGCUGGGAGGGAAGAAAAGCAUUGCUGAGGAGGAGAUGGACCUAGCAGAGGAGUUGUUUCAGAAAGUGAAAAGGUUAUUUGGCGACCCUCAUCAGGCUACAGAAGACCUGAAAGCAGAGAUAAAAGAGAAGCUCUCAGACCAUGAGGAGAAGCUCCAGGAGGCCCAGGAUCUACUCCGGGAGGCCCAGGAAAAGAUGAGGCAGACUGGCUCACUGGCUGAACAAAACCAAGCUAACCUCACAGCCCUGGAGAGGAAGCGCUCUGCAGUAAGCGGAGUGAAACAGGAAGCACAGGAUGUCCUAGGCGAAGGAGAACAUCUCCUGGAUGAGGCAAACCAGCUAUUUGUCAACAUCAACAAGGAGAUAGAGGACUUGGAGGAGAUGCAAAGAGAUCUGGGCCCUCUUCAUGACUCGCUGGAUAAUAAAGUCAGUCGCCUCACCGAUGGUUUAAGUGAUGGCCGUCUGGCUAAUAAGGUGCACGAUGCAGAGGAACACGCUAAGCAGUUGAAUGAUUCUGCUGCCAUUUUGGAUGGCAUUUUGGCUGAAGCUAAAAAUCUGUCCUUCAAUGCAACAGCUGCCUUCAAGGCCUACAGCAAUAUUAAAACAAAUGUCGAUGCAGCGGAGAAAGAGGCAAAGGCAGCUAAACAGAGGGCAAGUGAGGCAAUGGCUCUGGCUUUAGGUCCUGAGUUCCCAGUAAAGGAAGCAGCUCAAGGUGCCCUUCAGAAGAGUCACAAACUGCUAAACCAAGCCAAACAACUUCAAAAUGAUGUGAAAGAGAAUGCAGAUAGUGUGGCCGGACUGAAGAGCAGAGUUAAAGCUGCCAGAGACAAAACCAAAGACCUGCUGAAAGCUGUCAACGGAACCAUGGCAACGCUCAACGCUAUCCCCAAUGACACAGCAGCCAAGCUAGCAGCCACAAAGGCUGUAGCAUCAGAUGCUAACGCCACAGCCAUAGACGUCCUGGAGCGCCUCGGGGAUUUGAACCUGCGACUCCAUGGCCUACAGACAAACUACAGCGAACUGGAGGACACUGUCAGUGCAGCCAAUCAGAUGAUCCAGGACCCAGAGAAAAACACCAUCAUCCACGCUGCAGGAGCUAAAGUGAAGGAUUUAGAGGAUGAAGCUGACAGGCUGUUGGAGAAGCUGCAGCCAAUCAAAAAGCUGCAGGACAAUUUGAGGCGAAACAUAUCACACAUCAAGGAACUGAUCAACCAAGCCAGGAAGCAAGCUAACUCAAUCAAAGUAUCAGUGUCAUCAGGUGGUGACUGUCUUCGUAGUUACCGCCCCGAUAUCAGGAAAGGGAGGUACAACACCAUCGUCCUUCAUGUUAAAACCACCAUACCUGAUAACCUGCUCUUCUAUCUGGGAUCAGCUAAAUAUGUUGAUUUCCUGGCCUUGGAGAUGCGUAAGGGGAAGGUAAAUUUCCUUUGGGAUGUAGGUUCAGGUGUUGGGAGGGUUGAAUAUCCCCAUCACACCAUCCAUGAUGGGAACUGGCACAGAAUAGAGGCGUCUCG